UGUCAUACCGCGCUCAUUUCAGACAAAUUUCAAAAAAAUAAUAAAAUUGUCAGUGCAAAAUUUUGAAGAAAAAAAAUGUCCGAAAAAUUCAGAACGAAACCCAAAGAACGACUUUCGAAAUCGAUCGCGCCCACUCAUUUAUCCGAGCAUAUCGCUCGUUUAGCAGUACCAAAGAUGAGCCGUUCCAUCCCGGAAGAAGAGGUGGUUAAAGUGAAAAAGUCCGCAAUGAAGUACAAGGCCACCAAGAGGAUUCAAAAUUUGGCAAAACCCAAGCGAGUUAAUCCGAAAAAGACCGAAGCAAGCAGAGUUGACCCUUUAACUCAGUCUAUUACUAGCGUUAGUCCAAGUGCUUUGAACUAUAAACCUACCAGGAGGAUACUGGAGUUGGCUCAGCCUAAGGAGUAAAAGAUUUGAUUUUCUGGAUUCUUAAAUAAAAUGUAUUAAAUACUUUAUAACAUAAGGCACA
Molecule: messenger RNA, 466 nt
Organism: Anthonomus grandis grandis
Lineage: Eukaryota; Metazoa; Arthropoda; Insecta; Coleoptera; Curculionidae
Exons: 1
Coding region: 76-405 (109 amino acids)
Source: RefSeq, a predicted model, not a curated record